AUGAGCUCCCCGCCCGGCCAUACCCAUCUGGAUGGCCAUGACGCUGAUGGCGCCUUCNCCUUUCCACACCACCAGGACGCCAAUCAGGACCAUGAAGACUCGUUCUUGACGACCGACGAGACCGCGAGCCGUGCCGCCAGCCCCGUGUUCUUCCCAGACCAAUCCGUCCGCUCCCUCGAAGAUGAACUUGGUCAACAAGACAUUGACGAAGUCGACGACGUCGCUGGCCUUGGUCCACAAACCCCCGACCUCGCUAGCCCUUCCGAGUCUGCUUCUAUCCCUGAUGACACUCCCUCUGUCCAAGGCUCUGUAGCCUCUUCGAUACCCAUCCGCCGUCCUCGCCUGAAUCCGCGUGCCUCGACCAACUCUCCUCGAACCCCUUCUGGUGCCCUACAACCCUUUGAGCGACGCUUCAGCUCUAGGUUCACCUCGCCCUCGCCUUCGCCACGUGCUGCCUCUCCUGCCUUCCNNCUGACCCCGCACUCUCGCCAAUCCUCGCUCUCCUCUCAGAUUGUCCUGUCGCAAGGUGGUAGUGAUAUUGCAGAUGCUCCAGAUGCUCCUUGGGAAGUUGUACGAUGGACAAGAUUACGGAAAAUCACUUCUCAGGCUUUCUCAGAAGCCGGUAGACGUAACUUUGGUACCCCCGUCUGUCUGGCCGUCUCGUCUUCCAUAACCAUUGGCACGUCAAAAGGUCUGAUCCUGGUCUUCGACUACCAUCAGACCCUGAAGGGCAUCAUCGGACAAGGUACAAAAGCGGUCGAGUGUGGCGCUAUCACCGCUUUGGCUAUUUCUGCCGAUUACUCUGCGAUAGCCGCCGGUCAUGCCACAGGCCACAUCUUUACCUGGGAACUCGCCCAUCCUGCUAAGCCCUUUNUGCACAUUCCGCCCGUACCGAGGGAUGGUCAAUCGCACUCUCCAGACGGUCACGUACCAGGUCGUUCAGUCUUACAUAUAGGCUUUCUUGGUACUCGUCGUACCGCUCUGGUGUCUGCUGACGACGGUGGUAUGGCCUUCUCUCACCUUGCAAGUCGUGGAAUGGGUGCCAUCUCUCGUUCUGUCAAGACCACUCGCUUGCUUGGACGCUACCCCGCUCCUAAUCUGCAAGAAGAAGCACGAAUCAAACCUAGUUCUGUGCUUGCUUUCGCACCACUUCCUCUAGGAAACGUCGAGCAGGCUACUGAUGCCAUGGGACUUACAGCUCUACUAACACCAUAUCUGCUUGUCAUCGUGUCCACUACACCAGUUGCACAAACACAGCAUAAGGCUCCAAGACCAAAAUCAAUAUCACGCCACAGUGCCAUGAGUGGCUGUCUCGCUUGGUUCCCAGCUGUCAAGUUAAAAAGCAGCAACAGCACAACCGAGCGGGACACUUCAGAAACCAAACUCGUUUAUUGUUGGUCAAAUGUUCUGACAGUACUCGACGUUGACGUAAGGGUGUCACAAGAUCCAGCCGACAAAGAUAAGCCUCCCACUCUGUCCUUCCUACCAAGGAGUACUUGGGAGUGUGAAGAAGCUAUUGUCGCAGUUCAGUGGCUCAGUCGAUCAGUUAUCGGCGUGCUGACCAUCAGCCAACAGUUGAUUAUCAUAGAAGAUGGCGAGUUACAUGUCAUGGACUCGGUGGAUCUUCUGCACAGGCAAAUACAUCAUCGUGAUAUCUUCUCGAAGCAGCUGCAUCCUGUCGUUGAACAGGCCGAUAAUGAACACUCGGAGAUGCACGGAGUCGUUGCAGAUGCUUUCUAUCAGAGUUUCAGAGUCUACAAGAACCGCCUCUUUCUCCUUGGAGCAAGCGAUCUUUCAGUCGGUACUCUCUCAAAUUGGGCGGACAGGUUGACUGCAUUGAUCGAACAUGGCGACUACAUCGCAGCUAUACAGCUUGCCAGAGCAUACUAUACUGGACAAGCUGGUGGUGUCACAGUGGGCUUACCAGAUAAUGCAGAUGCCCGACAUGAGCUGGUCAACGGGAGACUACUGGAACUCAUGUCUGCGUCCAUCCUCUUCUCUUUCUCAGAAAACAACAACAGUGGGCGACCGCUGUCAGAUCUUGUGGCGGAGUGUUUUGAUGCUUGUGUAAGCAUGGACAACCAAAGCUUCUUAUUUGAUGAUAUCUAUGAGCCACUAAGAGAUGCUGGCCAAAGAGAGGUGUUCCUCGAGAUCCUACAAUCAUACAUCAUGGACGAAGAAGUUACAGCUUUGCCACCGCCAUUGGUGAAAGAUCUGGUAGAGAGUUGCACUGCGAAGAAUCAGGUCGCUCACUUAGAAGAGCUCUUGUGUCGGCUGGAUCCGCGCACAUUCGAUUUGGACCAGAUCACCACCCUUUGCAAAACACAUUACUUGUACGAUGCGUUAACCUUUGUCUGGAACGAGGCAUUGAACGACUACGUUACUCCGUUGUCUGAUCUGUUGGCACUCCUGCGGGAUGUCAAAGACGUUCAAGAUCAAACGGAGGAAGCAGCAUUGGAGUCGGCUGUAAAGGUGUUCCCCUAUCUUGCAUUUAUCCUGACAGGAAGGAAGUACCCACAAGGAGACUUCCUCGAUGACGAAAAAGCCGACACUCAGAAAGGAAACAUCUACCGCUAUCUGUUUUCACACGAAAUCACUGCAUGGCCUCCAGGAUCUUCCUUUAUCUUGAAGACCCGACAAAAUUCCUCAGAUGAACCUGCCUUCCCUUAUCUACGACUUUUGCUCGAGUAUGACUCGGCAAGUUUUAUGAGCAUGAUGACGGAAGCCUUCGAAGACCCCUAUCUCAACGACUCUCAAGAAGACGAUACCACGGCUGUUCAACCACAGACAAAUGGUGCUGGUUUGAAAAUCACCCGACAGUAUAUCGUCAGCGUUCUGCUCGACAUCAUGUCCUCAGGUGAUUUUGUACCCGAGCAAACAAUUUAUCUUGACAUGUUCAUCGCAAGAAACCUGCCAAAAUACCCCCAAUUCAUGGUGUUGUCAAGCUCCUCACUACACCAAGUACUCGACCGACUUUGCAGCUUCCGUGAGGACGACUUGGUCGAUGACUGUCAACUCAGUGCCGAGUACCUUCUAUCUGUAUAUCAUCCUCCUGUCACGACUUCGCUUAUCGAACAGCUUCGAGAUGCCCAGUUCUACCGCGUCCUCAAGACACUUUACAGAACCGAACAUAGGUCUGUCGAUCUCAUCACCACAUACUUCGAAGAUCCGCAAGGGAAGAAUGGUAUAUUCGACGAUCUAGCGUACGCUCUACAAGAGUCGCAUGACAAGCGAGCAACCCAGUUGAAGGACGUCUUGUGCGAACACGCUCAAGAGUUGGCAUCUAUCAACACUUCAAAGACUGCAAACACACUCGCGAGAUAUGCCGAUGACGUUCUAGAACGUUUCGUCGACGCUAUCGAGGAGUCGUAUACUCGGUUCCACUUCUUACGUACAUUGCUUGAGCCUUCCCUGCUCGACAAUCGUUCGAAGAAGGGUACAAGCGAGCCGGUAGCAGAAGCUCUAGUGUCACGCUUCUGCGAACAAUACGUUGAGCUCAUGUGUGUCCACGACCCACGACACGUGGCUGACUAUGUCGGACUAUUGAGGUCUGGCGAUCUGGACCUUGACCGUGUACUUCCGUCAAUGGAAGAGAAUGGCGUAAUCGAUGCAGCAGUUCUGCUUAUGGCUCAGGACGGGUUGGCGAGAGACGCUAUAGCUCGACUCUGCAAGCAUUUACGGACAUUGCAGAAUGCCAUCUGCAGUCUGAUCGAAACUGCAUCAGAAGCGCCAGACGUACAAAGCACAGAAGAAGCCACCGAUGACCUGAUAGAAGCCGUUGAGAAGUACACACGUCUAGGCAUCUGGCUCUGCAACGGACAAAGCGCAGCAAUGCAUCAACACCGCCAACCACGUCAACGCACGAACGUCGCUUGGGACAUCAAGGAAGACGAUCUUGAGCUGGAUGAACUGCUCUGGCUAAAUCUCAUUGACGCCAUCGUCUCUGUGUCCAAAUCUGUAACCGCAGCGACCAAUGAUCUUGUGGAUGACACCUCCUUCGACAUUGACAGAACAAACAAUGCUCUCCGCGGUACCGUCCAACAAACCUUUACAGCCCUCCUUGGCGCCACUUCAACCACGAUCACAAAGUUUGAUAAUGAAGAUGAGCAACAUACUACAUCUCGUCGCGGUCAACACAACCAAUCCUUCCUCUACAUCUUCCGCGCAUUCCUCUCCCGCGCGUCUUCCUCCUAUGCACCCACCCUCUCCGAUCUUCGCGCCGUCCUCCUUGACGUCUUUGCAGCUUACGCCCAUGAGUCAUCUGUUCUAAACUUGGCCUCUUCACUCCUCGACGUCGAUGUCUUUGCAGAUAUGGACAGCAUCCACAGCCUACGAAAUCGAGGCUGGCGCACCCAAAUAUGCGAGCUUUGUAAGAAGCGUACUUGGGGCACGGGCGUAAGUGCCGUGGAGCACGAUCACGAAGCCAUUUGGGAAGAGUUUGAAAGGCUGGACGAGCAGAGGAUAGCCAAGAAGAUUGAGAAGACUCGACCACAAGAUAACGGCAAAGGCAAGUCCGCGGUGAUGGNNGGAUGUGGUAGAAGCAAAGAAAGAGAAGAAGUGGUUAAGAAGAUGACAUUGGUGGUAUUUGCUUGUAGGCAUACUGUGCACAGGGUUUGUCUCGAGAUCGAAAUGGCUGGGGAUGGCAACGCGAGUGAGGACGAGAGGAGUGGAUAUUCUUGUCCUGUGUGCCAUGAGCAAUAG
Molecule: messenger RNA, 4701 nt
Organism: Aureobasidium musti
Lineage: Eukaryota; Fungi; Ascomycota; Dothideomycetes; Dothideales; Saccotheciaceae
Source: the annotation of a GenBank genome assembly